Messenger RNA from Hevea brasiliensis (rubber tree), 2597 nucleotides. RefSeq names its product extensin-2-like. The transcript has a single exon. NCBI's taxonomy places the organism in Eukaryota, Viridiplantae, Streptophyta, Magnoliopsida, Malpighiales, Euphorbiaceae. Bases 20 to 2392 code for a protein of 790 amino acids. The record is from RefSeq and is a predicted model, not a curated record.
AUCACUUCUCUCAUUAAGGAUGGGAACCCAAAGACCUCCGGGACAUUUGUUUUCAAUUAUUCAUGUUGUAGUUUUAUGUCUUAUAGCCACCGAAGUGGCGGCUGAUAAGCCUUAUGUUUAUGUUUCUCCUUCCCCGCCAUACUAUUAUAAGUCUCUCCCUUCACCUUCUCCAUCACCUCCUCAUUCUUAUUAUUAUAAGUCUCCACCCCCACCAUCUCCUUCACCACCUCCUCCGUACCAUUACACGUCACCUCCUCCUCCAAAGAAAUCUCCACCUCUUCCAUACUACUACAAGUCCCCACCUCCGCCAUCUCCCUCGCCACUACCACCAUACCACUACACAUCACCUCCUCCUCCAAGGAACUCUCCACCCCCUCCAUACUACUACAAGUCCCCACCUCCGCCAUCUCCCUCGCCACCACCACCAUACCACUACACAUCACUUCCUCCUCCAAAUAACUCUCCACCCCCUCCAUACUACUACAAGUCCCCACCUCCGCCAUCUCCCUCGCCACCUCCUCCGUACCACUACACAUCACCUCCUCCUCCAAAGAAAUCUCCACCUCCUCCAUACUACUACAAGUCUCCACCUCCGCCAUCUCCCUCGCCACCACCUCCGUACCACUACACAUCACCUCCUCCUCCAAAGAAAUCUCCACCUCCUCCAUACUACUACAAGUCCCCACCUCCGCCAUCUCCCUCGCCACCACCUCCGUACCACUACACAUCACCUCCUCCUCCAAAGAACUCUCCACCCCCUCCAUACUCCUAUAAGUCCCCACCUCCGCCAUCUCCCUCGCCACCACCUCCAUACCACUACACAUCACCUCCUCCUCCAAAGAACUCUCCACCCCCUCCAUACUACUACAAGUCCCCACCUCCGCCAUCUCCCUCGCCACCACCUCCUUACCACUACACAUCACCUCCUCCUCCAAAGAACUCUCCACCCCCUCCAUACUACUACAAGUCCCCACCUCCUCCUCCAAAGAACUCUCCACCCCCUCCAUACUACUACAAGUCCCCACCUCCGCCAUCUCCCUCGCCACCACCACCAUACCGCUACACAUCACCUCCUCCUCCAAAGAACUCUCCACCCCCUCCAUACUCCUACAAGUCCCCACCUCCGCCAUCUCCCUCGCCACCACCUCCAUACCACUACACAUCACCUCCUCCUCCAAAGAACUCUCCACCCCCUCCAUACUCCUACAAGUCCCCACCUCCGCCAUCUCCCUCGCCACCUCCUCCAUACCACUACACAUCACCUCCUCCUCCAAAGAUCUCUCCACCCCCUCCAUACUCCUACAAGUCCCCACCUCCGCCAUCUCCCUCACCACCACCACCAUACCACUACACAUCACCUCCUCCUCCAAGGAACUCUCCACCCCCUCCAUACUACUACAAGUCCCCACCUCCGCCAUCUCCCUCGCCACCACCUCCAUACCACUACACAUCACCUCCUCCUCCAAAGAACUCUCCACCCCCUCCAUACUACUACAAGUCCCCACCUCCGCCAUCUCCCUCGCCACCACCACCAUACCACUACACAUCACCUCCUCCUCCAAAGAACUCUCCGCCCCCUCCAUACUACUACAAGUCCCCACCUCCUCCUCCAAAUAACUCUCCACCCCCUCCAUACUACUACAAGUCCCCACCUCCGCCAUCUCCCUCGCCACCACCUCCAUACCACUACACAUCACCUCCUCCUCCAAAGAACUCUCCACCCCCUCCAUACUCCUACAAGUCCCCACCUCCGCCAUCUCCCUCGCCACCACCUCCUCCUCCUCCAAAGAUCUCUCCACCCCCUCCAUACUCCUACAAGUCCCCACCUCCGCCAUCUCCCUCGCCGCCUCCUCCAUACCACUACACAUCACCUCCUCCUCCAAGGAACUCUCCACCCCCUCCAUACUCCUACAAGUCCCCACCUCCGCCAUCUCCCUCGCCGCCUCCUCCAUACCACUACACAUCACCUCCUCCUCCAAAGAACUCUCCACCCCCUCCAUACUACUACAAGUCCCCACCUCCGCCAUCUCCCUCGCCACCACCACCAUCCCACUACACAUCACCUCCUCCUCCAAAGAACUCUCCACCCCCUCCAUACUACUACAAGUCCCCACCUCCGCCAUCUCCCUCGCCACCACCUCCAUCCCACUACACAUCACCUCCUCCUCCAAAGAACUCUCCACCCCCUCCAUAUUACUACAAGUCCCCACCUUCGCCAUCUCCCUCGCCACCACCACCAUAUCAUUAUACAUCACCUCCUCCUCCAUUAAAAUUUUCAUCUCCUCCAUACUAUUAUAAGUCUUCACCUCCACCAUCUCCAUCACCGCCACCCCCAACUCAUUCUCCUCUUCCAUAUUACUACACAUCUCCACCACCUCCAAAGCAUUACUAAUUAAACCCAUCUUUAAAUUGAUUUGGAAUAUCCACAAAAUAAGUUCUUUGUAUUAUUAUUGAAGUGAUGAUUUUCCAUUAUUAUUAUUAUUAUCUGUAAUAAAAGAACCUUUAUGUAAAAUAAGGAUUUUAAACAAAGAUCCUCAUAGAAGUGCUAAUUGUAUCAUUUCUUUGUAUGAAACUUUUCUUUGAGAUAUAACAUUUGU